Messenger RNA from Alligator sinensis (Chinese alligator), 1347 nucleotides. RefSeq names its product family with sequence similarity 192 member A (gene PSME3IP1). Gene Ontology annotation, cellular component: nucleus. Bases 39 to 806 code for a protein of 255 amino acids. The record is from RefSeq and is a predicted model, not a curated record. NCBI's taxonomy places the organism in Eukaryota, Metazoa, Chordata, Crocodylia, Alligatoridae. The transcript has 6 exons.
UGCAAACUUAUUACUUUCGUUGCACAGGCUGUUCCACAAUGGAAGGGGGAGAUGGCACUGCUGAUCUUGUGAUCAACAAGAGAUUUGUGUCUGAAUCGGAGCUAGACGAGCGGCGUAAAAGAAGACAGGAAGAAUGGGAAAAGGUUCGGAAACCUGAGGAUCCAGAAGAAUGCCCAGAGGAGGCUUAUGAUCCACGUUCCCUAUAUGAAAGGCUGCAAGAACAGAGAGAAAAGAAGCAGCAGGAGUUUGAGGAACAGUUUAAAUUCAAAAAUAUGGUAAGAGGCUUAGAUGAAGAUGAAACAAAUUUCCUUGAUGAGGUUUCUCGGCAACAAGAGCUAAUAGAAAAGCAACGAAGAGAAGAAGAACUGAAAGAACUAAAUGAAUAUAGAAGCACUCUCACUAAAGUGGGGGUCAGCACAGACCCAAAGAAGGAAGCAGAGAAGAAAUUGCCAAUGAAAUCAGUGGAAAACAAGAACAGGUUCUCUCAGGCAAAGCUGUUGGCAGGAGCUGUGAAACACAGGAGUUCAGAAGGUGGAAAUAGCGUGAAGAGAUUGAAACUAGAUACUGACCACGAUGAUAAGAAUCAAGAAAAACCAUCUUGUGUUCCGCUUGGGAGCAGCUCAAUGAGUGGUUCUUCAGUCCACUGUCCCUCGGCAGCUGUGUGCAUCGGUAUCCUGCCUGGCCUCGGAGCCUACUCAGGAAGCAGUGAUUCUGAGUCCAGCUCAGAUAGCGAAGGCACUAUUAAUUCUACUGGAAAGAUUGUCUCCUCUGUCUUUCGUAGCAACAGCUUCUUUGAUGGUCCAUAACAAAAUCCCUCCAUGUUAAUGUAAUACAGGGUACCUUCCAAAGCCGUAUAGGAUGCUAGAUGCAUCCUUUCACUCUAGGCUUACCCUUCCUUGCUAACCUCUCAAACUUUAGCCUUCUGGUACCCUCCAAUAAUAUCAAAAUUAAUUGAAGCUAUUUCUCUCCCCCCUGCCCUCCCCCAAAUUUCUUCCAUUUCUGGGGUGCAAACUGAGCCCAUUUUGAUAGGUUUCCAACCUAAAACAAUGAGGGAAAAUACUGCUAUUGUAACAUGAAGGUUGGGGGAGGAGAGAGCCUUUAAAAGUUGUUAUGCAAAGUUUUUUCCUGGUGAUCUCAGUUUUAUGAAGAGACUAAAGGGUGCAAAGCAUGCACUUGAAGCACUGAAGUCCUGUAGAAAUGGCCAUGUGUUCUGUUUUAAAAUGUCAUUUUUAUUCUGUAUUUCAGAUGUGGGGGCAGAAUAAAAUUCAGGAAGAUGGUAAAAUUGUAGAUUGCCAUGACACUGUAAAGAAGUUUUAGUGUUAGACAAUUAAAGAAAUUCUGAAUGCA